This is a messenger RNA of Rhinichthys klamathensis goyatoka, 971 nucleotides long. RefSeq names its product tetratricopeptide repeat domain 9B (gene ttc9b). Lineage: Eukaryota; Metazoa; Chordata; Actinopteri; Cypriniformes; Leuciscidae. Gene Ontology annotation, molecular function: protein binding. Bases 42 to 764 code for a protein of 240 amino acids. The transcript has 3 exons. The record is from RefSeq and is a predicted model, not a curated record.
CGCGCCUGUGCUUUUCGCCGCUCGUUUGGCUCGCAUCCUUUAUGCACAGCACGCUGCUCCAGCCCUUAAAGCGAACACAGGCACCCGUGUCGGACCAGCAUGGCUUCCUGAGCGAGAUGGAAGCGAAGCAGCACUCGAUCAAGAGCCUGAAGAGCUACCCGGAGGCUGGGGGCCGGAGUCUGGCGGCGGCGGCGGGUGGGGACGGCGGAGGGUAUCGCGUCGGCGGCGCGGAGAUGGAGAUGGAGGCGAACAUACAGAAAGCAAUCGACUUCAAAGUGGAGGGUCACCGAUGCUACAAGGAGAAGAAAUUCCGGGAAGCUAUUGGGAAAUAUCACAGGGCACUGCUGCAACUGAAAGGGGUCCAUCUCGUCGACGGGACCACCGGAUCCGAGGUGAACCUCCUCAACCAAGCCGCUGCCAAGCUGACAGAAGAGCAGAGGAGAACGGUGGAGAGCACCGAGAUCGAGUGCUACGACAGCCUGACAGCCUGUUUGCUGCAGUCGGAGCUGGUGAAUUACGAGCGGGUUAAGGAAUACUGUUUGAAGGUCCUCGGACACCAGCAGGAUCACUUUAAGGCCAUGUACCGUGCUGGGAUUGCCUUCUACCACCUUGGAGACUACGAGUGUGCCCUGCGUUACCUACGCGAUGCCAAGUGCCGUGAACCCACAGACACAAACGUGCUGCGAUACAUCCAGCUGACGGAGAUGAAGAUGAGUAAGAGCAGUCAUCAGGUGCGUGAGAGCGGGAAAGAGUCCUUGGGUUAAAGACGCCCACUGCUCUGCCCCUCAUGCCUCGCCAUAACCCUGAUAGAAAACCUUGAGUCUCUCCCCCUUUUCCCACAAUGCCCCCUAUCCCGUGGAAAACCAGGACACAUGUGCUGCGCCCCCUCUGAAAGCGGACUGAAACGGGCACAGCUACAGCACAGCGACUGUCUUUUCUCGCUCUGUCCCUUUAAAUCCGACGAGAAUCUG